Messenger RNA from Diversispora eburnea, 418 nucleotides. The record is from the annotation of a GenBank genome assembly. NCBI's taxonomy places the organism in Eukaryota, Fungi, Glomeromycota, Glomeromycetes, Diversisporales, Diversisporaceae.
AAGAAAUCGAAAUGCUGAGUACUACGAUAUUCCUGGAAGUAGUAGAGUGAAUUUUUGGAAUACUAUCGCAAAUAUAAUCAACGAACGAUUUGGAGGCACUUAUACAGGACAACAAUGUAAUAAUAGAUUUAAAAAUCUUGUAAGAGAUCAUACCCGGAUAUACUCUGUUAAUAUGGAAAAAACCCCAUUUGACAUAUUGCAUAAUGAAAACACAUCACGCCACCGUAACCGUACUCCACCGCCAACUUACGAAGUACCAUCAAUUCUAAAUAAUGUGACAUACGAAUCUUCAUCCGAGUUGAUAAAUAUUACUUCAGCUCUUAAUAUAUCUGCAUCACAAAAUGACAGUGAUUUUAGUAUGCCCGAUGUAGUAGGAGGUAGUCAGCCACUGGAAUCUAUAAAUGAGGAGGGGGAUUAG